GUAGUUGUAGAAGAAAGCAGAAGGUUAGUUGACUAGCCUCACAAAGUGCAGUUAGAUUAUAAGUAACUUCACAAAUUAUCACCUUGAAUAUUAAUUAGAUUUACCUGCAAACCACUUGUUCUAUCUUUUCUCAUCAAUAUUAAUUACUACUCACACAAGAAACCAAUAAUCAACAUGGAAACCAAACCAAAAGUCACUCAGAAAUGGAUGCUAUGCACAUUUGUUAGCUUCAUUAGCUGCUUCAUUUUCUUGCUAUGCCAGCACGACAAUGAGGCGGGGCAUUUCAGGGCUAUACGAAAUGCCAUGCUCAACGUGGCAUCGUCUUUAGAUGAUAGCUUUUCCCCUUCUGAAAAUUUAGAAAUCUCGAAACCAGCAAGAAGCAGAGAAGAUGAAGGAGAUAUAAUACAGAAAAACAGCAAGAACAAGUGCAACAUAUUUGAGGGAAGAUGGGUUUACAAUCCAAUGAAGAGCCGAUAUUAUGAAGCACCACAAUGUCCAUUCCUUAGUGAACAAGUGAGCUGCCAGAAGAAUGGAAGGCCUGAUUUUGAUUAUGAAAAUUGGUCAUGGGAAGGUCAUGAUUGUGUGAUCCCAAGCUUCAAUGGUAGAGAUAUGUUGAAGAGGCUAAGAGGCAAGAGGAUCAUCAUAGUUGGAGAUUCCCUAAACAGGAACCAAUGGGAAUCUCUCGCGUGUCUUCUUUAUUCUACAAUUCCUCCUUCAAGAGCCCAUCUUGAUUAUAGCAGUGGCUCCUAUAAAGUCUUCAAAGCCAAGGACUAUAACGUUACUGUAGAGUUCUACUGGGACCCAUUUCUUGUCCAGUUCGACUCAAAUAAUGCUGGUGCACCUAAAAUUUUGAGACUGGAGACAAUCGAUUUAUUGUCUAGACAUUGGCAAGGAGCUGACAUUAUGGUGUUCAAUACAGGUCAUUGGUGGGUGCAUCUUGGAAAGUUCAAGACGUGGGAUUUAUUCGAGUACAAGGGACAAUUAAUUGAUGAGCUGAAGUUAGAAUUAGCAUUUGAGGUGGCAAUGUGAACCUGGGCAAAUUGGAUAGAUCAAAAUGUUAACUUGACAAAAACAACAGUUUUCUUCAGAA
This is a messenger RNA of Lycium ferocissimum, 1090 nucleotides long. RefSeq names its product xylan O-acetyltransferase 1-like. The coding region runs from base 175 to 1029 and encodes 284 amino acids. The record is from RefSeq and is a predicted model, not a curated record. NCBI's taxonomy places the organism in Eukaryota, Viridiplantae, Streptophyta, Magnoliopsida, Solanales, Solanaceae. Gene Ontology annotation, cellular component: Golgi apparatus. The transcript is spliced from 4 exons. Gene Ontology annotation, molecular function: O-acetyltransferase activity.